This is a messenger RNA of Carassius gibelio (silver crucian carp), 4528 nucleotides long. RefSeq names its product choline-phosphate cytidylyltransferase A-like. The record is from RefSeq and is a predicted model, not a curated record. Lineage: Eukaryota; Metazoa; Chordata; Actinopteri; Cypriniformes; Cyprinidae. The transcript is spliced from 9 exons. Gene Ontology annotation, molecular function: phosphatidylcholine binding; choline-phosphate cytidylyltransferase activity. The coding region runs from base 217 to 1341 and encodes 374 amino acids. Gene Ontology annotation, cellular component: endoplasmic reticulum. Gene Ontology annotation, biological process: CDP-choline pathway.
CGCUGCCAUCUUGGUUCCGAACCGAACUCAUUUGGUCGCAGUCUCUUAUGUGUCAUAUCGGAACUGAAGCUCUGAGAUUACAAACACAGGAACAUUUAAACCGCGAGACAAGACACUUCCGACUCCUGUCAGUCUUCAGCCUAAAGAAACACACACCUUCAAAACACCUUGAACACGGCCUGAGCGAAUAACUGCACUAAAACACAAGGAGCCUGAAUGGAGGCCCACGGCUCUGCAAGACUGUCCAGGAAGAGGAAGAGAGAAGGUUCAAAUGGAGAGGCAGAGGAGGGCGAGAAACCGCUGAAGGUUAAGCGAUGCACAGUGGGUCUGAAAUACCCGGCUCCGUAUGCAGAUCAGCUGGAGUCGGUGGAAGAUAAGCCAUAUCAGCGCGUCACCAUGGAGGAAGCUCGCAGAGGCACUCCACCCGACAGGCCUGUGCGUGUGUACGCUGAUGGCAUCUUCGACAUGUUCCACUCAGGACAUGCCCGCGCUCUCAUGCAGGCUAAAUGCCUUUUCCCAAACACUCAUCUCAUUGUAGGCGUGUGCAGUGAUGACCUCACACACAAGUUAAAGGGCUUCACCGUCAUGAACGAGGAUGAACGCUAUGAUGCGGUCAGUCACUGUCGCUAUGUGGACGAGGUGGUCCGAAAUGCUCCGUGGACUCUCACGCCUGAGUUCCUCACCAAGCAUCGGAUUGACUUUGUGGCCCAUGAUGAUAUCCCAUACUCCUCAGCUGACAGUGAUGAUGUUUACAAGGACAUCAAAGAAGCAGGAAUGUUCGCACCGACCCAACGGACCGAGGGCAUUUCUACCUCUGACGUCAUCACACGCAUCGUACGAGAUUAUGACGUCUACGUCAGACGGAAUCUUCAGCGAGGCUACACCGCAAAAGAGCUUAACGUCAGCUUCAUCAAUGAAAAGAAGUACAACCUUCAGGAGCGUGUGGACAAGGUGAAGAAGAAGGUGAAGGACGUGGAGGAGAAGAGUAAAGAGUUUGUGCAGAAGGUGGAGGAGAAGAGCAUCGACCUGAUCCAGAAAUGGGAAGAGAAGUCCCGGGAGUUCAUCGGAAACUUCCUGCAGAUGUUUGGACCGGAGGGAGCAUUGAAGCACAUGCUGAAGGAGGGUAAAGGGCGAAUGCUUCAGGCCAUCAGUCCGCGGCAGAGCCCCAGCAGCAGUCCCACACGCGAGCGCUCCCCGUCUCCAACCUUCCGCCUGCCCUUCUUCACCAAAACCUCCCCGCCCUCCUCGCCCUUGUCCCAUCACGACAGUGCCCUGUCCGACUACACCCACGCCCCCCGCGGGCUUGCCAUCAGCGAAGAUGAGGAGGACGACGAAGAUUAGAGUGGCAUAGCGCACCACGCAUCUGUCUUCCAAUACUGGCAAUCCAACCUCAGAAACGAAGCAAUCCUCACACCAUCCAUCGGUUUCGCUCUCUGUAUUACUAACACACAUGAAGGGUUAAAACAGAGCGAUGUCUAGAGCAUUAGCGACGGAGUCUGUUCCAACUUGAUGGGGUUUUAAGGCAUUGUCAGCGAUGGGAUGCGAGUACUCAAACUCCAGCAUCUCUUCUUGAAUUUGGUAGGGCUUUGUCGUGUUUUAAAGGGAUACUCCACCCCAAAAUGGACAUUUUGUCAUGGAUCACUUACCCCCAUCUCGUAAAAUGCCCAUAAAAGCUUUGUUUCGUCUUCAGAACACAGUUUAAGAUUUUUUGGAUGCAAACCGGGAGGCUUGUGACUGUCCCAUAGACUGCUGAGUAAUUACACUGUCAAGGUCCAGAAAAGUAUGAAAAGCGUCAUCAUAAUAGUCCAUCUGCCGUCAGAGGUUCAACAGCUGAUUUAUAAUGUUACGGGUGAAUCACUGAUGGCAGAUGGACUACUCUGACAAUGUCUUUAAUACUUUUCUGGACCAUGACACUGUUAUUUAUUUGGCAGUCUAUGGGACAGUCACAAGCCUCCUGGCUUUCAUCCAAAAUAUCUUAAACUGUGUUCCGAAGACGAACUAAGCUUUUACAGGUUUGGAACGACAUGGGGGUAAGUGAUUAAUGACAAAAUGUCCAUUUUGGGAAGGAGUAACCCUUUAAAACGAGUGCACAUGGUAUUAAUGCGUUUCAUUUUUGUUUUAAGUUCAGUUUUAAUGUUCUUAUUAGGGGUGUAACGGUUCACAAAAUUCACGGUUCGGUUCGAUACGAUACACUGAUGUCACGGUUCGGUUCGGUUCGGUUCGAUACGUUUUAGAUACAGCAAAAUGUAAAAACAUCUCAACUUUUCAGAAUGCCGCAAGCGCACCGCGGGUCAUGUGACAAGAACCAACCAAUCAGCUUCAUCCUUUCCCGUAACAACGUUGAGAGCUCAGCCAAGAUGAAGGAUCAGCUGAUCAUAGUUGUAUAUGGAUUGCAAUUUUGAAAUAAAUUUAGUAGCAGAGCUACUGUAAGCGAUUUUUAGAGCUGCAAAUCCAUUUAUCCUUCGCUGAAAUUUCCGCGUCUCAUGGAGAGAGCACGUCAUUGUUGCUUAGCAAAGACAGACACCUCAUGAGCGCUUCUGCCCGAGCGCUUUGGAAAGGAGGAGAAAGACGCGCUUAGCGUUUUCCACGCGUUUUUAGGCACGAUAUGUGAACGGCCCCUAAGGCGCUCGCUCACUCAGCACGCGCUGAAGGCUCGUUGCAAAAUGUCGAAUGCAUUUAACAGACCAGAAAUAUAAGAUCCUAAAAUAACCAACAGGUCUGGUGUUUGGGUUGGAUUCCCUGUAAGCUAUAGUGUCUAAAUGCUGCAGGGAUAGUUUGCUGCGUGCAUGUUUCUCCUUUUUUUCGUCUUUUCCCAGAUAGUACUGGUGUUUUUUUUUUUUGUAUUCCCGCUGGUGUACCCUGUCAUGUUGCAGAUGCGACAUACCGUUGUUUUUUUAUCCACCACUCUCUUGCCAUCACCAUUAUAGCUUAAAGGGAAUCCAAAGUGCACCCAAACACCAGACCUGUUGGUUAUUGGAGGAUCUUCUCAUUUCUAGUCUGUUAAACGCAUUGGCUAUUUUGCAACGAGCCUUCAGCGCGUACUGAGUGAGCGAGCGCCUGCUGAGUAGCCUAACAUAAACAUAUAAGAUGGUGUUUUUUUCUUCUUCGGGAGUGUCAGGGGCGUUGCCUGUUACGUUGUUUGGGUUAUUGGGCUACCUUGUUGAACGCAUAUCAUUAUAUUUCUCUCUCUCUUUUUUUUUUUUUUUUCAAAUAUAAUUAAUUACUCCAACGAACCGUUCGGUAUACAUAAUGCGUACCGCGUACCGAACCGAAAGCGUCGUACCGAACGGUUCAAUACGAAUACGCGUAUCGUUACACCCCUAGUUCUUAUCGUAAUAUAUAUUUGUUAAGACAUGUGUCUCUUGGGAGCGAGAUUGAUGUCGCUGCAAGGUGAACUGUAAGAUAAAAGCUAAAAAAUUCAAAUGAUUUGUCUGUAUCACAAGGUGCAUAAUCAGUGUAGCCGUGGUGAUAAUUCUACGAAUGAAAAAAACGCGCCAAUAUUAUACAGGCAUGACGGAGUAGAAAAUGAUCGUUUGUCUGCAUGGAUUUGGUGUAUCACGCUUUAAUAAAUAUCAGAAUUCCAAAUUUGAACUCUGUAUUUCAAAAAUAUAUGCUUAAUAACCUAAAGAGUCUGUUUUAACUGUAAAAAUGAAAGUAUGCAAUUUCAUCACCGCACAAUGCCCUGUUUAUCUCUCACUGUGAUUGUGUUUUUUAAAAGAUCUCUUCAUGAAUAUCCUAAAACAUAGGUUGAAGGACUAGUUUCCCAAGUUCGGUUUAGAUCGUUGGACUCAAGCUUGAUAAUUACAUAAUAAGGUUCUGCGUAAUGAGUCUCGCACGUUUUGAAGUCUAACCAACGGAGCUGUUGAUAAUUAAGGAAUCAAACCACUUAAAAGGAAUAUUCUGGGUUAAACUCAGCAGUCGGUGUUCAGUGGAACAGAAGACUUCUAUACGGUGUAGUCGUUUUAAGAGCUAUACUGUUAAUCAGUUGAGGGACAAAUUGACGUACUGUGGUGAAUGACAGAAGCUUAACUCGUAUUUAACCCUUAACACAGAGCUUUGUCAUCAAUGUUAUGUACAUGUAUGGAUAUGCAGUGGUCAGACUUAGACAGUAUGUGUUUAAAUUGAGUUUGUACCACCAGUGAUUAUAAUAUCUAUGAUCUGUUGAGAGGCAGAGGCUCAACAAACUGCUGUCCAGACUUGCACUGAUGUCAGAAUUCAACAGUUGUUAUGCAAAUAGUUAAUGCUUAAUUUUUAUGGUACUGUCUGUAUUUCCAGCCUCUGACUUUUCCUUUGCACAAAUUAAGUGACUCUAGGGGAGACUAUUAUUUUAUUAACUUUGCCUUCCUUUAUUGUGUCAGCCUUUGAUUGUACAGGAUGACAAGGAAGACAAAUAAAUAGUGUCUAACGUACAAGAAAGGGUUUUGUAUUUUGUUCUACCAUCAUCAUCAGAAUAAAAGAAAAAAGGAUAAUUUUGACCCAUACAAUGUAUUGUUGGCUAUUGCUACAAAUAAACCUGAGUUACUUAUGA